Molecule: messenger RNA, 1363 nt
Organism: Anopheles funestus (African malaria mosquito)
Lineage: Eukaryota; Metazoa; Arthropoda; Insecta; Diptera; Culicidae
Gene: mRpS9
Product: 28S ribosomal protein S9, mitochondrial
Exons: 7
Coding region: 118-1275 (385 amino acids)
Biological process (GO): translation
Cellular component (GO): mitochondrial small ribosomal subunit; ribosome
Molecular function (GO): RNA binding; structural constituent of ribosome
Source: RefSeq, a predicted model, not a curated record
CUAUUAAAUGUUCUGCAUGUCAAAUAUCUAGAAACAAUAACAAACCAGCCAAUGGAACAAGCAUCGUGCUUAGCAGAUGGUGUUAUUUAAUAACUGUGCCGGUAACUGAGUUUAGCAAUGUUUUCAAUAUUAAUUCACGGAUUAAGAUCCACACUGCCUCGACAACCGCGGCGUAUGAAUGCGGCUCUGUUUCAUGGUUCGACUGUUUGCAAUGCUGAAGAUGUUGCUACUGUGCAAAAAGCUAAGAUAAGCAAAGCAAUGAAAGCUUACUUGGAGCGCGCUAAAGAACAUGAAAGCUGUAUGGAAACUGCACGGUUAGAGUAUAAGCUGGGCAAAAGACAUUUAGCCAACAUGAUGGGAGCGGACGUGGAAAACUUUACUCAGCAAGAUAUCGACCAAGCGGUGCAAUAUUUAUUCCCAUCCGGUCUCUAUGAUCCAGCGGCAAGACCCACAAUGAAGCCGCCGGAAGAAUUCAUUCCUAAAACAAAGGGUGCUGAAUUCGAUGAAACAGGUCGCCCGUUUCACACGUUGUUCUACACGGGAAGGCCAAAUUUCUUUCAACUGCUCUUUGACACCGUUGAGAAUAUCAAGAAACUUAACGCAUUGGAAGAUGCCACCAGACUCAAAGGUAAAUCGCUAGAUUCGGUGGGAAAAACACUAGACACAACGGGCUCUGAAUGGCUGCCUAAAGAAUUGUUGGAAAAGAAAAUUGUCGAGACCAUUUCUGACAUAGAGUAUGAAAACUUUGUUAGUGCUAUGUCCCGUCUGGUUAGCCAUCCACUGUCAGAGCGUGCUAAAGGGUUUAUUAACGAAUAUAGGAAACCCUUAAUUUCCAAGCUCGAAAACGAUACCAUUCCUGCCCCAUUACACGAUGCCGAUGGUCGACAGUACGUGACGAUAUAUGAAUGUCUACGUAAAACUGCCCGAGCAGACGUGACUGUGAAAUUUCCGGGAAUCGGCAAAAUUGAAGUAAAUGGACAGGAUUUACGCACCGUAGGAAAUAUACAGCAACGUGAACAGGUUCUUUUCCCGCUGCUAUUUACCAACAUGAACGGAAAAGUUGAUAUUUCGGCUAAUGUUUCCGGUGGUGGAACUUCAUCACAGGCAGGUGCUGUACGAUGGGGCAUUGCGAUGGCGUUACGUAGUUUUGUGGAUGCUGAGCAAAUUGCUCGUAUGCGAGUUGCUGGUCUAUUGACUCGCGACUAUCGCCGCCGAGAACGCAAGAAGCCGGGACAAGCAGGUGCUCGCAGGAAAUACACUUGGAAGAAACGUUAAAAACAGGUGGUAUUGUAACUUCAGGAAAAUGGAUACAGAUUUUGAGCGACAGUGGAAUAAAUAAAACGCUUUAGUGCUUGUAGAAAUA